Molecule: messenger RNA, 6181 nt
Organism: Marmota monax (woodchuck)
Lineage: Eukaryota; Metazoa; Chordata; Mammalia; Rodentia; Sciuridae
Product: putative selection and upkeep of intraepithelial T-cells protein 1 homolog
Exons: 8
Coding region: 149-1273 (374 amino acids)
Biological process (GO): T cell receptor signaling pathway; regulation of cytokine production
Cellular component (GO): external side of plasma membrane
Molecular function (GO): signaling receptor binding
Source: RefSeq, a predicted model, not a curated record
AUUUCCCAUGGAAAGGGACUUAAGUAUCAGCCUAGCAGAAUCAUAUGCCCAGAGUUUGACAGCAGGAGUGGGGAUCCCCAUCUGACUCUGGAAUAUCUCGCCUUGACUGCAGAAAAACCGCUGAAACACUGUUAGAAAUUCAGGUGCAAUGAAAACUACAAGGGUACUUUUCUGCAGACUCUUUGUUGUCCUGUACCUCCUUCAGAUGGUUACUCCAAGUUCAGAACAAUUCAUGGUGAAAGGCAUAAAGGGGCCAAUCCUGGCUCCAUUUGGUGGAGAAGUUGAGCUCAGCUGCCAGUUGUCUCCACCGCAGAGUGCACGACACAUGGAGAUCCGCUGGUUCCGUAACCGCUACACACAACCCAUUUACCUGUACAAGGAGGGUAAAGACCUGUAUGGAGAAACUACCUCCAGGUAUGUGGAGCGGACAGAACUCCUCAAAGAUGCCAUUGGAGAAGGUAAAGUGACCCUCAGGAUCUUUAAUGUCAGUGUUGAUGAUGAUGGGCAGUACCACUGCUUCUUCAGAGAUGGUGAUUUCUCUGAAGAGGACAUCACAGAAGUGAAGGUCACAGCUACAAGCUCAGACAUACAGAUUUUUGUGCAUCCUCCUAAUACCAAAGGUCUUAUUAUGGAAUGUCAUUCAGGAGGUUGGUUCCCACAGCCUCAAAUGGAAUGGAGAGACAGCAGAGGAGACAUACUCCUACCUACAUCAAAAUCUCACUCACAGGAUAGAGACAAAUUGUUCAACAUGAAGAUGACCCUUCUUCUCAGGGAUGCCCACUCUGGAAAUGUUGCUUGCUACCUUAGAAACCCUCUAACUGGCCAAGAGGAAAGAACGAGCAUUGUCUUAGCAGAUGAACUAUUUUCACAGAAGAAAAUUUGGAUAAUAAUUAUAAUUACACUUGUGACAGUGCUGAUAUCCUCUAUUGCAUUUCCCAGUGUUGUAUUCUAUUGCCAACAGGAACAAGAUAGAUGCUGCAGCUGGAAUUCUCCUCUGUUAGUGGGUUCAGUGAUAAUUAUUUCUUCAGUGGUUGUAGAUGUCAUACUCAGUGUCUGUUUGUAUCAGCGUCAAAGAGUUCCUGAUUCAGAUCCACUAUUUGCAUUGGAUGCCAUCUGGGCAGAAGAUAUGAUUGUGGCCCUCUGGGUGCUGAUGGUCUUCAUCACCAUGCUCAUUUCCCUUAUUUACUUCAAAAUGAGAGAUUCCCACCGUGAUGCUCGGCCUAACCUUGGACCUGAAGCAAUGGAGUUGGCUGACCAUAGACUGAAUUCCUGAAAUCAUGAACCUGAAAUAAACUAUUCCUCCUCUAAGUUGUUCUUAUUAGGUAUUUUGACUACAAGGAUGAAAAGUUGACUAACACAGUGCCGUUCCUUUUCCCACCUGGAACAAUACUUUAGCAAGGCUAAAUUAUACUACAUGUCACCUGAGACAUGUGGUGCAUGUGAAGGAAAGCCUCACUACAGAGGGCUCCUGCCCUUUUGUGGAUUAGGAGGAGUAAUGAGGGUAUACAGGGAAGGAUUAGGAAUGGAAAUGUAUUGAGUCAGAAGAGAGAAGAAUUUUUAUAGUCAAGAUAUUCUAUAAAAUAGACUCAGCAGAGAUGAUUGAAAAUUGUCUUAGCUGAGGAUCUCAAUAAAGAGGCCUCUAAAAGAAAGUUCCUGGACCACAUAUGCCAAGAGCAUGACUACCUGAGAGCUGGGGAUUGAUUCCUUGCCUGCAACUCCCUGCAGACACUUUAAGGCACUGGCUGUGUGCAGUAUGUGGUGUAGGAAAACAGCUUUCUCCAUGAGGCUUGCUAAGCAAAGUCUUUGUAAUUUCCUAUGGCGGGACAUAAAGGAUCACACACAGGAUAUUGGGCAGGAGACAAACUUCCCUCAUUACAUUCUUAAUGUUCAGAUACCGUCCACCAUUGAAAUGAAACAAAUGCAGGGGAUAAGUGUGUUUGCAAAGUACAAAUUUGUACUCUUUAUACUAGUUUCUGCCAACAAGAAAAUCAGCCCAGUCAUUUGCAUUUAUAAGAAUGGAUUAAUGAUAAAGGGAAGUAGUCUGGAUCCUAUAGUCAAUACUCUUCAGCUUAAGUCACAUUUACCUACUGACUCAAUGAGACUAACUGCUGUGACCUGCACAGCCAAACCCUAGAAACUGGCAAGGGGCAACGGGGAAUUAAGAAAGACACAUAAAUAUUUAAAGAGAAAGCUGGGAUCAGGUGAUACAUUGAUCUGUGAUGGAGAAGCAGUGACCCACAGUUAGCACAGCACAUUUAUUAUAUAGGGUUUCAUAAUCAGGAAGUUAAUGUUCUUUGUGCACUAAAAAGUUACAGGACCAAAAAUAUUUUUGUAGCUAUUCUACUGUUGCAAUGUCAGGAGCAUCCUGUUGUGCUCAGGAAUCCCAUUGUCCAGAGUUCCUAGUAAGAGGGCAGGGUUGGAGGUCAGAGCACUGGUCAUACAUUGUGGUUAUCUUGUCAAGCUCAGAAUUCUCUUUUCCUUGGAAUUGGUGCCUGAGCUCAAAGUCAAGACUGAUAUAGCUCUGUGUUUUUGCCCAGAGCCUUAUCAGGCAGGCUGUCCAUAGCAACUGGGCAAUCUUGACCUGCACCUUGCUUGCCCAAGAAGUUCCCAAUGCAAGUGUACCACAACCACGAGGCAGAGACCAUGAUCCAAAUCACUGCUCUCCAUAACUAACAAGAAAGAGUGAAGGAGAAGUUUUACUUUCUGUAAUGCAGAAGACCAAAGGAACUGAAAUAUACCCUCUUCAGCUACAUGGAGCUCCAAGGCCAUUGAUUGAUGGUGCUUCUCUGUAUCCUACUAAGAACAAUGAUGGAGGUGAUUGAACAGUUCAAAUAUCUUGUCAAUGUGUCUUUUGUUUUUUCCAAAAGUAUCUGUGUAAAAGAGGUUAAAAACAAUGUAUCUGAGCUAGAGAUUACACAAUACAAUGAACCGAGAAAGCCAAAUCAUUGCAUUUCUCAUCACUUAGGCCCUAUUAAUGUGUCUCAAAUUGGUAAUAUUAUAGAGCUUCUUAGUAAGAACUUCAUGAUAGCACAGUCAAAAUUUAAAAUGAUCAAAACUGACUGCAUUUUUGAAUGCCCUUUAAAUAACUGCAUUUUUUGAGUAAAUAAACAGAUAACUGCAAUAAUUAGAUCAAUUUUACUUUUGAACGAUUUUUUUUUCAGCUGCAUCCCCGUACCAUCUCACUGGAUGAAUUUAGCUCUUCUCAUAUGUUGAAAAGUUGAUCAUUUAUAUUCCAUGUGUCUCAUGUUUCACAAUUUUCCAAGUUUCAAAAGUAUACAUGAAGCUGGUACAGUGGCACAUGCCUACCAGCAGUUUGGGAGGCUGAGGAAGGAGGAUUGCAAGUUCAAAGCCAGCCUCAGCAAUGGCAAGGCACUAAGCAACUCAGUGAGGCCCUAUCUCUAAAUAAAAUACAAAAUAGUGCUGAAGAUGUGGCUGGCUGACUGAGUGCUGCUGAGUUCAAUUCCUGGUAAUCCUCCCCAAAAAUGUUAUGGAUGAAGAUAUUUAGAAAAAAUGAAAAAAAAAAGCAUAACCCAAGAUAAAUUCUGAUGUGUCUUGUUCAAUAAUUUUAUUUUUUAAAUGACUGAUCCUGAGUGAAACACAACAUAUAUUUAUUUUAUUUGAGUUACAAGGAUAUAAGGUGAGAGGAGAUAAGCACACAAAGGCAGGCAGGAAGGUAUCUUUUGAUUACAAUUUCAACAGUGUAUAUGUUUAUUUCAGUUAUGAAGAAAUAAUAUGAAAAUUAGGCCAGGCUCUUUUCUUAGGCACAUUUAUUAUUUACAGGGCUUCUCCCAGGAGAUAUUUUAAGCUAAGGAAUUCAAGUUAAGCCAUGUCUAAAUAAAAGUUGUUUCUUGUAGCUUUUCCAAGUAUCUCUGGCAUCUCAGAGGAAGUUAAUAUGUUCUCAAACAUGUUCUCAUCUCAACUGUUUGCCUUCAGUAAAAUGUGAAUUCACUACCUUCAGUAAAUUUAUUUCUUUGACAGAUCACAUGUAAAACUGAAGGGACUGAACAGAAAUAAAUUGUCUCGUUUGCAACUGUGAAUAGAGAGACCACAGUGAAACAAAAUGCUAACCCCUCAGAAGGAAGUAAUUAUGACUGUGUAAAUGUCUACAUGUGCCAAUUACUAUGUAGAGGUAAAGAAAGAUACAUUUGGGUACUCAGAUUUGAUUUAUGUUGAUUCAAAAAAGUGGUGAAAAUACAAUAAGAUGAGCUAAAGGAAAACAACAAUAAAACCAUUAUUCUACAUGGCAAAAUGUAAAUAAUUCCCUGAAAGUAGAAAUAAUUGUAUUUCAGUAUUAAAGAAAACUAUUCUUAAGCCAGACACAAAAAGACAAAUAUUACAUGUUUUUACUCAUUUGUGGAAACUAGUAAGUUAAUCUUGUAGAAGAACAGAAUGUAAUAGUAAUCAAUAGAGACUGGGAGGAUAUGGAAAGAAGUUCAAUAAGGGGCACCAAGGCAAGAAAGGGAGGAAUGUUAGCACCUUAGGGUAACUAUGGCUUAAAAUAAUCUAUAGUAUAUUUCAAAACAGCUGGAAGAGUACACAAUUCUCAACCUAUAAAAAUGAUGAUUAUUUAGUGAUUAUUUAGAGAAGUAGAAAUUAAUACAUUUAUGAUGUAAAAUUAGCAUAGACAACUUGAAGAGAACCUGUCAGUAAGAACAAAUUGAAAUUGAAUUUUUAUCAUCUUCCUUUUUUUUUUUUUGGUAGUAGUGGGUAUUUAACCCAGGGGCACUCUAUCACUGAGCUACAUCCCUUGCCUGCCCUUAUUUUUAUUUUGAGACUGGGUCUCACUAAAUUGCCUAGUCUGGCCUCAAAUUUGCCAUCCUCCUGCCUCAGUCUCGACAGUAGCUGGGAAUAUAAGCAUGUAUCCCUAUACCCAGUCUAUCCCACUUUUUACUAGGUGUCUAUUGCAGAUCUGAAUAAAAUUUAAAAAGAUAGGGAGGGUAAGAGAGGAAGGAGGAAGACAAAGAGAACUAUUACUUUUAAAGAAGCAAAUGAAAUUCAAUAAAUACAAUAAGUUUUCUUAUAUUGCCAUAAAUAUAAUUUAAACAGAUAAUGUUAGGUAAACACAAGUAUGUGUUAAAAGGAAAAAUUAAAGCUUAAUAACAGUGAUAUAAAUUUGAAAUAGUCAAAAGCGCACACACAUACACACACACAUUAAAAAAAUUACAAAACCAUCCACACCAAAUUACAGGUGUCUGAGGGAGUAAAUAAGGAGCAGAAAUUGUUGUUUGAUAUUUCACUGAAUUGAAAAAUUUUUUUAAUACUUUAAACAAAGAUACGGGAAGAAAAUUGUAAUCUCUGCUUAAUUUUUGUUAAAUAGUUGAAUGUUACAAACUGGAGAGUAUUCAAAAACAUUUACUUAAUUUUGAUAAGAACAGCAGGAGUCUAUGGAAUUUUGGCCAGAGGUAUUCCCAUCUCCUAUUCUGGCCUUAAAUUUCAUGACACAAAAUUUUACCCUAGAAGAGAUACAUAGGCCUUAAAGAUUGGUACCUCUGGUGGUGUGCCAGAAAAGAGCACAUUAUUUGGAGCAGAAUAUGAGAAAACACAGAGUGUUUUAGAAUCAGUAGAGAUCUCAGGAGAAAACAAUUAGGGAAAGCUAACAAUCUGAGCUAUAUUACUCUGAAGAAGCAGGAAAAAAACCAUGGCAGACCAACCGAAAAUUAGCAGAGAUUCAUGGAAAAUGACAUCCAACUUGCUAGGAUGACUCUUACUCCUGGUAGUAAAUAUGACUGUAUAUUGGGACAGAUCAGAAUUUAUGUUUUGCAAAAUAUUAUGUUUAAAAAUCCAGUUUCAACAACUACAGUGAGGCAUGCAAAGCAAUAGAGAGGUGUGAACUGUACAUAGAAAUAAAUGCAGGCAAUGAACAAUGUCUUUGAGGUGGUCUAGAUGUUGCAACUAUCAGAUAACAACUUUAAAGCAUUUAUUAUAAGUGUGUUCAAAGAAUUGGAAAAUGUUUAAAAUUUGUAAAUAACUGUAUUUCAACCUCAAUUACAGACAAUCAAUAAAGAGAAAUUAUAGGGGCUGGGGUUGUGGCUCAGUCGUAGAGUGGUCACCUAGCAUGCACGAGGCACUGGGUUCGAUCCUCAGCACCACAUAAAUGUAAAAUACAUUGUGUCCACCUAAAACUUAAGAAUAAACAUUAAAAAAAAUGUAUGUCCCAAUGUAUCAUCUCUUUACAUGAUAA